GUGCGGUUAAGACCGCUGACCCGGUUAUUGAGUGAUGUAAUUUCGUUCAUUUAUUUCGAAUAGAUAGGGGCAAAACAAUGUCAGACCCUGAAUCAGAUAAGGAAGACUCCCAAGAAGAACCUUACGAAAUAAUUGAAACACCUGGAGCUAGACAGCAGGACUUACUGCGGGAUUUGAUGUCAAUGGAUCUUGGCAACAGAACGACCAUUCAACAAAUCGGCAUAGGUGGUGCCACAGGCUGGUUUGCAGGGUAUAUGUGUAAAAAAAUAGGAAAGUUAACAAUAUCAGCAAUAGGUGGAGGAAUACUUAUUCUGCAGAUUGCACACAAGACAGGAUACAUCAAUAUCAACUGGAAAAAGGUGGAGAAGGAUUACAAUAAAGUUAGCAGACAUGUAGAGCGGGAAGUGUACAAAGUGGCUCAAGGAAACUCAUCAACAGAACAAAGGAUAGUUGGCACUGGGAGACAGAUAUUUGACUAUGCCAAGAGGAACAUGGCUGCAGCAUCUGGCUUUGCUGGAGGCUUUCUCAUCGGGAUGGCAUUCUGAACCAUCUGCAUGACAAGCAUAAACUAUUAUUUAAGGGGUAACAAGGUACCUUAAAAAAGUCUAUGGACUUCUCCAAUGCAUACACUCAAAAUAGCAACAUACUUGAUCAAACUUUAUAACCACAAUGCUUUAUACUGAAAAUAGUUAAAAGCAGAACUUCAAAGACCAAAGACUAGGGUAACGAAGCCUGUACAGACAUGACUUACUAGAUAAAGGAAGGAACAAUGACAUUAUUAUCCUGAGGAUGGUGAUGUGACAGCAGUGGAACUGCGCUGUUUGAGAUAAUGUUUUCAGUUAUUAUUAGUAUGAAUGGGAUAAGAAGAUAUACAAAUUGUAUAGCAGAAGCCAAAACAAGUAAAAAUAAUGUUUUGUUUA
Messenger RNA from Nematostella vectensis (starlet sea anemone), 920 nucleotides. Its product is annotated as FUN14 domain-containing protein 1B. Gene Ontology annotation, cellular component: mitochondrial outer membrane. NCBI's taxonomy places the organism in Eukaryota, Metazoa, Cnidaria, Anthozoa, Actiniaria, Edwardsiidae. Gene Ontology annotation, biological process: autophagy of mitochondrion. The transcript has 5 exons. The coding region runs from base 78 to 545 and encodes 155 amino acids. The record is from RefSeq and is a predicted model, not a curated record.